UAUAGUUAUUAAAAAUAUAUAUAAAUAUGCUUCAUCUUUUAAUUCCAUGAAAAUGUAACCAUAGGGUCAUAUGCGACUUUCUUUCAUUCAUAUUUGCUAACAAAAGCAGUUUUCUUUGUUAAAAUAAAAAAAAAAUAAUUGGAGGGAAUUAUAAAUGUACAACGUUUUGAGUUUACGUAACUAGCAAGACGGAAAAACGAAAGAUGAAUAAUGGCAAGAGUAUUACAGAAGUCUCUGCACCUAAAAGAGAGCAAACAUGUAUCCAAAACCAUCAUCAUUUGGAAUACAACCCAGAGCAUGAAGUUCUCAUCUCACUUGCAAAUGAAAUGUUUGGGCCUCACACAUGGAGCCACACUGUGACUUUUCAGAAUAUUGAUUACAUCGACCAUGAAGGCAGUGAAUAUUCAGUUGGUGUUAUGGCUUUAGUGAAAGUUGAGCUCAAGAAUGGAAUACAUCAUCAGGAUGUAGGUUAUGGGAUAUAUAGUGGAUCCUGCAGUAAAGGAAAUGCCAUAGCACAUGCUCGAAAGGAAGCUGUAACAAAUGGUUUGCGGGAAGCAUUGCGCAGUUUUGGUUGUCAUUUGACAAGGAAGGUGAAUGGAAGUUGCAGACAUACAGAUGUGUCAGUUCAGCUCAGUGCUUUUGAGAUGUCUCCUGAAAUGGAAGAGCACAGUUUGCUUGAAGAAGUUCCCAUUUCAAACAGGCAUUUAACAGACACAUCAGCACUGACUACUUGCCUGCAGACAGCCAAUGAUAAUCUUAAAUUAGAGAGGAAACGAAGACAGCGACAGAAGCAAGAAGAGUUUCUUCACCAAUUAAAACGGAAGCAAUCGACAAACUUGACAGUUUCUUCAGAUCUUCAGACAAAGUUACUGAUGGACAAAAACACAGGGAUCAGAAACAACGAAGAAAAGGAAAAUGACUUGAUGGAUGAUGAAACACUAAUAUCUACACAAGAACUGGAUCGUGUGGUACAGUCAGCAGAGGUACAGCAGAGUCGAACACCUCUCGUAUGUUCUCCUCCGAAAAGAACCAUGCAAACAUCUCCAUGGCCACCAGUCAGAGACACCAUCAUACCCAGGCAGCUCCUGAUGCAGCCCAGAAUUGCAGGUCAUAAUAUGGAACUGAACCACAGCAAAAACAGUGCUUGAGGACAGAAAAGUUGCAGAUAACAGCAGAACACAGUGGAGACUUUGUGCCUCUCAUACGUUUUCUUUUGAUUCAUAGCUUAAAGUCAAAUACAGUUCCACUGUCACCAGAGCAGAUUUUCUUUCAUUUAAGCAUACAGCAGAAUUUGUAUUUUCUGAUAGAUAAUUUGAAAGUCAAGUACUUUGGUGGUUUCCAUAGCAAGGAGGCAAUACACUAUUCUUGCUGUCAACAAGUUACAUUUUAUGUGGUUGCUGAACAGUUCAGUGGAACUUCCAUAUUGUAAGUUGCACUGAAAUUUUCCCAAGUGACCAACUUCCUGGGACACAAUUUGUUACAUAGAAAUUCUGAGGUCUUUCUGUUUGUCAAUAAAAAGUUAUAUUUCUUCUGUGAUCUA
Messenger RNA from Zootermopsis nevadensis, 1540 nucleotides. RefSeq lists its product as uncharacterized. Gene Ontology annotation, biological process: double-strand break repair via homologous recombination; double-strand break repair via single-strand annealing; mitotic recombination. The record is from RefSeq and is a predicted model, not a curated record. Lineage: Eukaryota; Metazoa; Arthropoda; Insecta; Blattodea; Termopsidae. Gene Ontology annotation, cellular component: nucleus.